GAAUUAUUACACUCUACAUACCGGCGUUUCAUUAAAAAAAAAAUGUUUUUGAAAUUUUUUAUGAUAUGUCUACAAUAUGGAAUUUGAUAGCUCUUAUACUGAUACCCAUUUAAGUGAUUAUACAUUGGAAGAUAUACCAUUUUAUGAAAUACAAUAUCCAUCGCAAUUUAUUGAUAUCUAUGAUACAACGACAUCAAUGUCAUCGCUUUAUAUAAAUAGUGGUACAUUAUCUGGUAAACAAAUAAAUAAUUGCAAUAUUAGCAGUACUAUGAGAUUAAAGAAAAAUCGUAAAGUUAGCUUUCUACCAAAUUUAGUCGAGUCUACAAAUGAAUAUCCAAAUGUAUUCAUUAAAGAAGAACCCGAUGAUGGAUCAAGAAAUAUACAAAAAGUACCAAGUCUGUCUGACAUGUCAGAUCAGGAGACUUCCCUGGACUGUCAAACAGAGAUUAAGUAA
Molecule: messenger RNA, 454 nt
Organism: Condylostylus longicornis
Lineage: Eukaryota; Metazoa; Arthropoda; Insecta; Diptera; Dolichopodidae
Product: ETS-like protein pointed
Exons: 4
Coding region: 77-454 (125 amino acids)
Source: RefSeq, a predicted model, not a curated record